AUGAGUUCUCAAGAGUUCAAUUACCCCACUCAUAUUUUGACGUCAAAGACUCCUAAUCAAGCUGCGUUAAUAAUACCUAAUGGACUUAAUGAGACCUCAAGUUUAAUCAAUGAUAGGUUAUUGCGUUGGUUUCAGGAUUACAAUGCUACUCUUCACAAUUAUAAUCAAGGAUUAAAAGGAUUAAUUGAUACUGGUUCAAGUUUUGUUGCUAAUGAUGAAAAUUCAGAUAGUAAUUUUUCAAGAAAUUGGAAUUGCUUAUUAACUUCAUUGAAGACAGAAUUGGAAUCAAAUGAAUCUAUUCAUAAAGGGGUUAAACGUGAAAUAAUUGCUCCUUUACGUGAUUUAAUGGAGAAUGAUGUCAGAUUAUCCGAAUUAUUAGUUAAUAGUCAAGAAUUACAAGAACUUAGUCAUGGAUUAUCUAAAAAUGAUCAAAAUGCUGAAUUUCAAUGGAAUUAUAAAGCUCCUCAUAUAUUUGAAAACUUUGAAAACUUUAAACUGUUUGAAAUUCAAUUAUUAUUCGAUUCAAUCUUGAAUUUCUUUCAAUUUCAUAAUGCAAAAUUAACCAAAAAUUUAUCUAAUAAUGAAAAUUCAACUAAUUAUUUAUUAGGAAGUUUCAAAUUGAAAAAUGAAAUGAAUAAUUAUUUGAAUCAUAUUAUUUCAACUGACUUUAAACCUGUUAAUGAUGGAUUUUUUAAACAACAAUUAUUACAACAGCAAUCUCAAUUAAAUUCAAAACCUUCUCAUCAUCAAAACAAUAACACCACUACCACUCCAAAAGCUUCUAAAAGAUUCAGCACCUUUAGAUCAGCAAGUCAUAGUAGCCAAGCUACCGCUACUAGUAGUAACAAUACAUUUGAUGAUGAAAAGGAUAUAGCUUCAACAAAAAGCAAAAAGGGUUCAAGAUUAAGUAGAGUUGGUUCAAUGUUUGGUAGAAAUAAGAAUAAGAGAGCUUCGAAAUUACAACCUAAUGAUACUAUUCCCGAAACAGAAUCAAUAACAACCACUUCUUCUGCUCCAUUACGAAACGAUUUAUCAAAAUCUCAAACUAGAACUUCAUCAGUCAUCUCAAUGGGUGGAUCAGGAGUUGGGCCUUCAUCAUCAGCACCAAAACAACCUGUAGUGGAUGACAUUCCAAAACCUCAAUAUAAUCAACCGCUUCCAGCUACUCCUAAAGAAAGACAAGAUUCGUUUCCCUCACAAGCUCCUCAAUAUUAUACCAAACCAAAAGCUGAACCAUCAACUCCAAAACUUCCACCUCAACCAGUUGAUGAUAAUGCGUUAGACUCACCAAAUGUCGUUAAGUAUAACGAUUCCGAUUCUUCAGAUGAUGAAGAUGUAGUUGAUGUUAACAAUAAUAGACUUUCUAUGUUACAAAGACAUGAUUUGGCUCCAACUGCUGCUGAACCAGAAAAACUUUCAAAGAUUCUUCCACCUCCAACAAAUGCUUUCAUUAGUCAUCAUACCAAUGGAACCACUACUUCAUCGGAUGCUCUUUUGUCAUUACCAAGAUCAAGACAAAGUAGUGCUGGUAAAUAUAGCUUUGAGGUGGGUGAUGAUCAAAAACCAAUUCAAUCGACUCCAAGACAAGAACAACCAAAUGUAUUUGAAGAUCCUCAAGAAAAAGAAUUGCCCGAACCAACAAUUGAAUCUUCGUCAUUGCGUAAUGUCGUGACUGGUGCCGCUGUUGGUGCUGUUGGGGUUGCUGCUGCUGCUGUAGGAAUAGAACACAAUUCAUUAGAUCCACAAAGUCGUUCGAUUCCUUCACAAGCUUCAGUACAAAGUCAAGCAGCUCCUCCUCGUCCUCCUCCAUCAAGAAAAGUAGUUGCUCACCAUCAAACUGAUGAUCAACCACAACCACCACAACCACCUCAAGCAGCAAGAAGAAUAACUUCACAAAUGUUUACUAAUGCUCCUCAAUCUGUUCCUAGUUCGUUACAACCAAAUCAAACUGGUAUAUCGGCUUUGGUUCCUCAAGAUACAGGAAUGUCAUUAUCUAAGAAUAACGAUAUCUUUAAACAUUUUGAUGCUUCUAAAGUAGAAGAGGCUUAUGGUUUAAAUGCUUCAGUGGCUGAGGUCGUUAAUGCGACUUUUAAAGAUGGUACUUUAACCAAAUCACAAGUUAUUGGGGAAGUUGCAUUUACUUAUAAACAAAAUGAAACAGAAACUUCAAUUCCAAGUGAACCAAUUUUACUUUCUAUUCCAAAUUCAUACGACAAAUUGAUUUUGAAUAAUUCUUUUGUUGAAAAGGUGGGGGACAGCAAUGAAUUUAAAGUUUUACCUUCAUAUAUAUUCUCCAAAACUUUAGGUGGAUUCAAAUAUUUAAAAUCAAUUGAUCAAUCUCAAGUACCUAUUUUAAUUCAACAAAUUUGGAAGUUUGAAAAUCAUCAAGCUAGUCUUGUCAUCAAUCUUACUUUGAAUUCAGCUUAUUCAGCUCCUGUUGUAUUGAAAAACUUCAUUGUUUCUGUUGCUUUAGAUGGCUCUGCUCAAGCUUCAAGUGCUUUAUCUAAGCCUCAAGGUGCUUUCAAUAGAGAAAAGAAUAGAAUCACUUGGAGAUAUGAUCAACCAUUGUUAUUGGGAGGUAGUAGACCAACUGAAGAAAGGUUGAUUGCUAGGUUUGUUACUAAUGGUUUAGCCGCUGAACAUGAAUCAGGGGUGCAAAUCAAAUUUGAAAUUGAAGAUAGCGCUGUAAAUUUCACUAACAUUUACUUUGCCAAUACUUCUGAAGAAAUCCCACUAGUAAGGAAUUUAAUUAGUGGUAAUUAUAGUGGUCAUAUUUGA
This is a messenger RNA of Scheffersomyces coipomensis, 2778 nucleotides long. RefSeq lists its product as uncharacterized. The transcript has a single exon. Lineage: Eukaryota; Fungi; Ascomycota; Pichiomycetes; Serinales; Debaryomycetaceae. The record is from RefSeq and is a predicted model, not a curated record. The coding region runs from base 1 to 2778 and encodes 925 amino acids.